AUGAGCAGGAAGAAGGUCCGGGCCUGCAUUGGGAGGGACAUUGGCGACAAGGCUCAGACCUGCUCUGGGGCCCCUCCCAAUCUGUUCCUCCUCCUUGCAAGACUCCACGUGAUCCAAGAUCUGGUAAUUGAGGAGCCAAGGACAGGUCUACGACAAGUGAAGCACUCAAAGUCAGGAAAGUCACUGACCCAGUCCCUGUGGCUCAACAACAAUGUCCUCAACGACCUGGAAGACUUCAGCCAGGUGGUUACACAGCUUCUGCAGCACCCAGAGAACCUGGUCUGGAUCGACCUCUCCUUCAAUGACCUGACUUCCAUUGACCCUGUCCUAACAACAUUCUUCAACCUAAGUGUCCUCUACCUUCAUGGCAACAGCAUCCAUCACCUAGGGGAGGUGAACAAGCUAUCUGUCUUCCCUCGUCUCCGGAGCCUGACUCUCCAUGGGAACCCCAUUGAGGAAGAAAAGGGGUAUAGGCAGUAUGUGCUAUGCAACCUGCCCCGUAUCACCACGUUCGACUUCAGUGGAAUCACCAAGGCAGACCUCACCACAGCCGAAGUCUGGAAAUGCAUGAACAUCAAGCCCAAGAAGGUCCAGAUCAAGCAAGAUGUACUCUGAAAUUCACAGGACCCCAGCACACCUAAU
This is a messenger RNA of Peromyscus maniculatus bairdii (prairie deer mouse), 642 nucleotides long. Lineage: Eukaryota; Metazoa; Chordata; Mammalia; Rodentia; Cricetidae. The record is from RefSeq and is a predicted model, not a curated record.